Messenger RNA from Physella acuta, 3715 nucleotides. RefSeq names its product CCR4-NOT transcription complex subunit 4. NCBI's taxonomy places the organism in Eukaryota, Metazoa, Mollusca, Gastropoda, Physidae. Gene Ontology annotation, cellular component: CCR4-NOT complex. Gene Ontology annotation, biological process: protein ubiquitination. Gene Ontology annotation, molecular function: metal ion binding; ubiquitin-protein transferase activity; RNA binding. The record is from RefSeq and is a predicted model, not a curated record.
CAUUUUCAUCCGGGUAUCGAUGAAUUAACGCAUGCGCACUGACAAUUGUGUCGUCGUUGAGAGCUCAAUAAGCAAAGCUUGAGAAAAAUAUUUUCUAAUAAUUCGUAAUUUGUUGCUUUCUACUUGCUGAAGAAUCAUGUCUGAUGAGCCAGCAGAGUGUCCUUUGUGCAUGGAAGCACUAGAAAUUGACGAUCACAGCUUUUUUCCAUGCACUUGUGGCUAUCAGAUAUGUCGAUUUUGCUGGCACAGAAUAAGAACAGAUGAAAAUGGAUUAUGCCCAGCCUGUAGGAAGCAAUACCCAGAGGACCCUGCAGAGUUCAAACCUUUAACAGAGGAUGAGUUGCAAAACAUCAAAAAAGAGAGGAAGCAAAAAGAUGUUCAAAGAAAACAGAAGGCUGCAGAAAAUAGAAAGCACCUAGCUAAUGUCAGAGUCGUGCAAAGGAACUUGGUGUUUGUUGUAGGUCUUUCUCCUCGUUUAGCAGAUCCAGAGGUGCUUAAGAAACAUGAAUAUUUUGGAAAGUUUGGGAAAAUACAUAAAGUGGUGAUAAAUCAGAGCACUUCCUAUGCUGGCUCACAGGGUCCAAGCGCUAGUGCCUAUGUUACUUAUGUGAAACCGGAAGAUGCUCUUCGAGCCAUUUUAACAGUCAACAAUGUUCACGUAGAGGGACGUACGUUGAAAACAUCUUUAGGCACCACUAAAUACUGCAGUCAUUUUUUAAAAGGGUCGCAUUGUCAAAAAAAUGAUUGUAUGUACUUGCAUGAAUUAGGAGAGGAAGCUGCUAGUUUUACAAAAGAUGAAAUGCAAGCUGGAAAACAUCAAGAGUAUGAACAAAUGCUGAUAGAACAGUUUUUAAAUGCUCAAAAUUCAGCUAAUAAUCAUCAUAUAGUAAAUAAUAAGACAAAAAAGUCUGUUUCACCACAAGCUAUAGAGAAUUCUGAAGUUAUACCAUCCUUAAUGGAUAUGACGGGUGAUAUAAAACAUACCCUUUCCAAUUCUGGGCCACUUUUACCCAAUCCAAUAUUAACUCAUACUGUUGGUGGAGCUACGAAUGGGCAUACUCACUUUAAUAAUUCUAACUCUGGUUGGCCACUUUUAGAUGGUACAGGUUCACCUGCACCUGUUAAUGGAACAAAAUUGGAUCUAUCUUCAUCCAACACCAGGACACAAGGUCAAAGUAAUAAACCUCAGCAUAGAACUAAUACACCUCCAGGAAGUGGUGGGGGUAGUGGAAGUAGUCGCACAGUUGGCAAUGGGCGUCUGAGAAUGAGCAACUCUGUCAAUGGUGCAGAUGAAAAUCAUAUAUCAAAUCAAAUAAAUUCUGGAAGUGGAAAUAGAUCCCCUUCUUCUUCACCACCUGGGGAUAUUGAAAAAAAUUCUACAUCACCUCAAAAUGACCAGCCUACUUUCAGAGGUCUUCCACUGCCAACACCUAAUACAAGUCAGCAGUUACCAUUAUCACCUAGGGUUGGGGGGAUAGCUACUGGUUCUUCUACAAACAAUGCUCAUCCACCAUCAGCAAUUACAAUACAGAGUAGUACUCAGAUGCAGCCAAUGCAGCAGGCAGAAGUUAAUACUAGUGCUAUGGUUGGUGCUAUUGGGUCAAAUAGAAGACCAGGCAUAUCAGAGCCUCACAGUUCCCAAGGUCUUUCUUUUUUUGAAAUGCCAAAUGUAACGCUAGCCAAUCAAGAAAUGGCUGAUACUCUUCCAGUAUCCUCCAGUACAGACUGGGUAGCUGCCUUUAGUUUUAAGAAUAAAGAAGUACCACCAGAAGAUGAUCUAGGCUUUGACCCAUGUGCAGAAUCAUUCAAAGGUCUAGCUGAUUUGAUUGAAAAAGAAAAUGGAAUGCAACAACAUUAUCAUCUUUCACUUCACCAACAGAAUCGACUAGGUUCGCCACCACAAAAUAGCUACCCUCCACACCCUAUGCCACAAUCUCCCCAUCAAAACAAUACUCUUCUCAGGAGCCUGCCACCAGGUUUUUCUAUCUCACAAAUACAACAGCAACAACAGCAACUGCAACAGCAGCAAUUUUUUAGACAUGAUAUGGCAAACUCAAAAAUGCUUGAUCUCCUACCCCAGUUUCCUAUAAACACACACCAGAGAUUUGCUCCUCUUCAUAGUUUUCAUAAUUUGCCCAUUGACCUUCACACACAGCAGCAUCAACAGCAGCAGCCACCUGCACGUGAUUUAUACAGUAUGAAAGACAUGCAAGAACAGCUUCGAUCCAUGCUGCCAAAUAUAAACAUCAGCUUUGGUUCUUUUCCUCACCAGCAACAAGCUCAGCAGCAACAGGUUCCUACCUCCAUGCACUUUUCACAACAGAGUCAGCAUUUAAAUAAAAGUUGGCCACUGUCCAGCUCUCCAGAUUCAUCUCCAUGGAAUGAUCCAGCAAUAGUAAGCACCAGUCAGUUUACGGAAUCUGCAAAUCUGUUCCAAGACAGUACCCCACAUUGGCUUAAAUCACUUCAACAGUUAACAGAAUCUGAUGGCCCAACUCAUAGGUUGCCAUUUGUCCAACAGUUUCCCCUUUCUGGAGCAGGGGGCUGGCCCCCUCACACUCACAAUCCUCCUCCAGGCUUCAGAACAGCAGGUCUUAGCAAUCAACAAACUACAGACACUCAUCAGAUGGCAGAAGUUCUCCAGUAGAAAUCACAGACUAUUCUUGGCAAGAUAGAAGCUGCAAACCUUAACAGUUCUGCAAACUAUACAUAUAUAUAUAUAUCAAAAAUAAUGUUUAGGUUAUCAGUUAGUGUUUCAGGCGUCUUUUUUUUUAAUUCCCUGUCUUACCAUUUUAAAAUAUUUCAGAUUUUACAUCCCAUAAUUUAGUCAGUAACCUUUUUUGUGAAAGUUUUACUUAGGGGAGUAUGCCAUUAUUUUAAUUCCUGAGAUUAUCCAUGACACCCACCUCACUUAUAGAGUUUAUUUAGUUAAAAAAUAGAUUGGGUCUCAUUAAUUCUCUUUAUCUCUAACUUCUGUAAUGGGAUGAGAUAGUCAAUAGCUAAUGGACAACAUUAAUAUUGUUAGUGUGUUUCUCUAUUUACAAAUUUUAAUUAAAAUUUAAAACUCCCUACUAUGCUAUAAAUGGUUUUAUAACCAAUCCCUAUUUUGCAAUUUUUAUAAAUAAAACUUUAAAAGUAAUUUAUUCUCUGAAUGAAGAAUAAUGAUUUUAAUUAAGAGUGUAAUGAUACACUGAAAUGUUCUUUAAAUAUAAAGUAUUUCCCUAGUCUUGCAUCUUCAAAAUGAAAAUUACAAAAUGGUAGCUCAAAUAUAAAUUAUUUCUUCAUAAUUUUAAGAAAAUUACAAUCAUUAGAAAUACAUAUAAAACUACUAGACCUUAUAUUACUCUUAAUUCCACAAAGUGGCUAUUCUACUAAUAUUAUUACCAUGUUUUUUUGUCUGUGAUGAAAUCUUUAAAAAACGUACUGUAAAAACUGAGGAGGCUCAGAUAUCAGUAUACAAAUGUAUUAUUAGACUCCUAUGGCUAAAAUGAGGUCAUAGCUGUCGGCUAAUUAAUGACUUAGCACAUGCACACACAAUAAAAUAGCCUUUAAACCUCUAGCGAAUGAUGGAUGCUGGUUUGAGAGUUGGGAGUGGCAACAUAAAAUGCCUUUUCUUAUACUGGUUUAUUUAUUUACUUCGCUAUUGUGUGGCUAGGAAUGCUCAUGUGAAGUAUCAAGCAAUGAGUUAAAAAUAAAUUAAAUGCAGUAACAAUUA